Messenger RNA from Arabidopsis lyrata subsp. lyrata, 1666 nucleotides. RefSeq names its product galacturonokinase. Lineage: Eukaryota; Viridiplantae; Streptophyta; Magnoliopsida; Brassicales; Brassicaceae. Gene Ontology annotation, molecular function: ATP binding; galactokinase activity. Gene Ontology annotation, biological process: carbohydrate phosphorylation; galactose metabolic process. Bases 171 to 1445 code for a protein of 424 amino acids. Gene Ontology annotation, cellular component: cytoplasm; cytosol. The transcript is spliced from 14 exons. The record is from RefSeq and is a predicted model, not a curated record.
GACGUGUUACCAAACACCACCUUAUUUGGUCAUCUUCCUCAUUCCACGGUUACUCCCACAUCUCGCACUUCCUCUGUACACUUCUUCGUCUCCAUCCAACCCCAGAACUCCUACCACAAUCUAAGGCUCUAAGCAUUCGUAGAUCUUUAGCUGAGAAAAGCUUCGCGACAAUGUCUUGGCCUACGGAUUCUGAGUUAAUUUCCAUAAAGGAAGCAGUGGCUCAGAUGAGUGGAAGAGAUAAAGGAGAAGUUCGAGUGGUGGUUGCACCUUAUCGUAUAUGUCCUUUAGGAGCUCACAUUGAUCACCAGGGUGGAACUGUAUCAGCUAUGACGAUUAAUAAAGGGAUCCUUCUUGGUUUUGUUCCAUCGGGUGAUACUCAGGUCCAGUUGCGUUCUGCACAAUUUGAAGGAGAAGUAUGUUUCAGAGUAGAUGAAAUCCAGCACCCCAUAGGCCUAGCAAACAAGAAUGGUGCAAGCACCCCAUCUCCAUCGAAAGAAAAAAGCAUCUGGGGCACUUAUGCCAGAGGAGCAGUUUAUGCGUUACAGACCAGCAAAAAGAAUCUCAAACAGGGCAUUGUUGGUUACCUCAGUGGCUCAAAUGGACUAGAUAGUUCUGGGCUUAGCUCAUCAGCUGCUGUUGGUGUGGCAUACCUGCUCGCUUUAGAGAAUGCAAACGAAUUGACUGUAUCCCCAACAGAAAAUAUCGAAUAUGACAGACUUAUUGAGAACAGAUAUCUGGGUCUGCGGAAUGGAAUUUUGGAUCAAUCAGCCAUUUUGCUUUCGAGUUAUGGGUGUCUAACAUACAUGGACUGCAAGACUAUGGACCACGAGCUUGUACAGGCUCCUGAACUGGAGAAACCGUUCAAAAUAUUGUUAGCAUUCUCAGGUUUGAGGCAGGCAUUGACCACCAACCCAGGAUAUAAUCUGCGAGUUUCUGAGUGUCAAGAGGCUGCAAAAGUUCUUUUGACUGCAUCUGGGAACAGCGAGCUGGAACCUACCUUGUGCAAUGUUGAGCAUGCGGUCUAUGAAGCUCACAAGCAUGAGCUGAAACCGGUUUUAGCUAAAAGAGCAGAGCAUUAUUUCUCGGAAAACAUGCGGGUUAUCAAAGGACGGGAAGCCUGGGCUUCAGGCAAUCUUGAAGAAUUUGGAAAGCUGAUUUCAGCAUCCGGCUUGAGUUCCAUUGAGAAUUACGAAUGCGGUGCGGAGCCACUAAUCCAGCUAUACAAGAUUCUUCUGAAGGCUCCUGGUGUAUAUGGAGCUCGAUUCAGCGGUGCAGGCUUUAGGGGAUGUUGUCUAGCCUUUGUAGAUGCAGAAAAAGCUGAGGCAGCUGCUUCAUAUGUGAAGGAUGAAUAUGAAAAGGCCCAACCGGAGUUUGCUAAGAAUCUGAAUGGAGGAAAACCUGUUCUCAUCUGUGAAGCAGGUGACGCUGCUCGUGUUCUUCUCUGAUCAAUCCCGGAGUUUUGGUUCCUUCGAUAUCCCACUGAAACUCGAAUUUUUGCCCCUUAUAUCUCUCAUGCUUAUCGAUUCUUGUUUGCUCAUCAUGAUAGAUUUUGCAGAGUUUGUAGAAAUGAUGCAUUGCUUGAUAAAAUUUCUAUUCAUUUUUGUUUGUUUGUUACAAAUACUUUGACAAUACAUAACGUAAAUAAUCUCUACCGUUUUGAACUCGA